CUGGGGGUAGCUAUUUGCUUCCGGAACAGCGUCAUAUCGCCCAUCUUUCACAAACGGCCGCCGGACACCUCCUGUAAUAAAAGGCCUCGCCGGCCUGCGCAUUGCACCCCCGCCAGCUAGCCGACUGUAAAUACUCUAGCAAUUCCUCCCACCACCAAUAAUCCCGACCUUCCAUCCAUAUUGCCCUCGAAGGAGAAUUUCCAAUACCCCGCGAUGGCUUCAACUGGUGAUCUUGGCACUGCGACUGGGGCUCUAGAAAGCCGACCAGUGCCGGCGAGCCCACAACGCCGUGGAGGACGAGGACGGGGCCGCGGAAGAGGAGCGCAUACUGGUCCUGAAGACGGACAUGAGCCCUAUGGUGUGAGGGGGCGAGGCCGAGGCGGCUCUCAACCUCGUGGACGUGGUCGCGGAAACAGAGAGGGCGCAGGCGGCCGUGGUGGGCAUGCUCCAGAGAAAGGCAAGGCGCCUUUAGCAGAGACACAAGAAGCAGGCCAAGUCCCACUAGCAUUCGCAAAACCAAACCUUCAACAAUCAGACAUUGAAGACGAAGACGCCGAAGUCUGCUUCAUUUGCGCUUCACCCGUUCAGCACACCGCAAUCGCUCCCUGCAACCACCGAACCUGCCAUAUUUGCUCUAUUCGCAUGAGAGCACUCUACAAAACCAAAGCAUGCGCGCACUGUAGGACUGAGUCGGCCCAUGUUAUCCUUACGGACCGCCCCGAGAAAAAUUACGAGGACUUUUCUGUAGCCGACUAUUUCAAGACCGACGACAACCUGGGCAUACACUUUGAGAACGCAGGUGUCUUCGACGAUACACGAUUAUUGUUGCAGUAUAAUUGCCCAGACGGCGAGUGUGACGUUGCUUGCUUGGGCUGGCCGGACUUGCAUCGCCAUGUCAAAACGGCGCACGGCGAAGUUAUGUGCGACCUUUGUACUAGAAACAAGAAAGUCUUUACUCAUGAACAUGAGCUCUUCACGCAGCCCGAGCUUAGAAAGCAUCAGAAGUUUGGCGACGACAACCCCGGUGCCAUCGACCAAAGCGGGUUCAAGGGACAUCCAGAAUGCGGAUUCUGCCGGGAGCGAUUUUACGGAGAUGACGAGCUAUAUACACAUUGUAGGGACAAACACGAACGCUGCCACAUUUGCGACCGUCGUGAUGGGGGUAGUAGGAAGCAACAGUAUUUCGUCAACUAUGAUUCCCUCGAGGUGCACUUCCGCAAAGAUCAUUUUCUGUGUCCAGAUCGGGAUUGCUUGGACAAGAAGUUCGUAGUAUUCGAUUCUGAGAUGGACCUGAAGGCGCAUCAGUUAGAAACUCAUCCUAACGGCCUUUCCAAAGACGCUUUGCGAGAUGCUCGAAGAGUAGAUAUGUCUGGGUUCCAAUUUCGAGCGCCACACGAACAAGAGACUAGACGGGAUGAUCGAAGACGAGAAGGUGGCAGGGGUCGUGGCAGAGGACGGGAUCCGAACGCGGAGCCUCUACCUGCCUCAUCUGCUCAGCCGCUGAGUAGAGCCGAGCUUGCAUUCCAGCGACAGAUGGAGGCUCAGAAUUCGCGGUCAGCAACGGGUCGAGCCUUUGGCGGUCAGCUCACUGCACCUACUCCGGGUGAAGCAUUUGCUGCCAGGCCAUCACCCAGUGCCUCAGAACCCGCAACUGUGACCGCCUCACGCCCGAACAACACAUCCGCAAACAGGGUCACGAAUGGUGUGGCCCAGCUGAACAUCAGUCCACAAGCAGCGAGUACCACACCGCAGACGCCUCAGGAGCAGGCCCGGCUGCUGCGACAUAACGCUGUGAUUGAGCGAGCCUCAAAUAUGCUGCGCAACGACGAACCCAAACUGGCCGAGUUCCGGACGCAGAUAUCGGCAUACCGUACCUCGAAACUAUCUGCAACUCAGCUUAUCGACGGGUUUUUUACCUUGUUUGAGACUAGUUCCAAGGAGCUUGGAAAGCUUGUCAAGGAGUUGGCGGAUAUUUUUGAGAUUCCCGCGAAGCGUGAAAGUCUCCUGAAGGCGUGGAACGAUUGGAAGGCUAUCAACGAGGAUUAUCCAUCCCUCCCAGGCUCUGCGACAGGACAGCCGUUGAACAAUGGUGGUGCAGCUCAUGGAGGAUCAAGAGUGCUGAAGUUGAAGAGCUCAACGGUGCAGUCAUCACGGUCUUCAGCCAACCGGCAAGCCAGCUGGUCUUCAGCGUCAUCGAGUACCGCCUUCCCUGCCCUGCCAGCCCCGUCUUCGAAUCGAAUCGGAGCGAAACCAGGCCAGACGCCUUGGGCUUCUUCGUCUACGACAGCAAGCGCACGAGCGGCACCUACGCCUUCCCGCGCGGUUCCAUCGACUAAUGGGGGCAAGAAGGCUAAUGUGGCCGAUGGCUUUCCAGCGCUUCCUGCGGCGGCCAAACCGACCAGCACCAUCUUCAGCCCUGGCUACACUGGCCUUGGGCUUCGACGAGAUCACAGUGGUCGCAGCACACCUGUGGGCAACGCAUGGGGAGGGGCUUCUGGAGCAAACAGCGGCACAACGACGCCGGCCGUAGAGGAGGAUGGCGCAACGGGCAAGAAGAAGGGCAACAAGAACAAGAAACAGACGCUCUUUCAAUGGGGCUAGUCCAAGGUGACUGCCGCCAUAUGGACGGAAGGAGAACAUGUACAGAGCAUGGGUGGUUUGAAAGUGUGAGUACAAUCAGGCAGAUUGUGUGCCUGGAGCUGCUAUCGGGGAACAGGGAUGGCUAGCGGCAGGGCCUGGUCUGAUGGAUGGCGGCCUUGGUGCUGAGUUUGAAUCACGGUUGACAAGAGUGGCCAGCGUUGGUAGAUGUAAAUAAAAGUUGUAGUCUCGUCAGAUGGAACGCCCGGCCGGCUGCGCCAUGGACCAAAGCGGCGGGAGGCUCGCGCUAGCUCCCGCGACCGUGCUUGGUGUGGAUAGGUAGGUAGCGGGUGCGCGGAGGAACGAACAUGGGACGAAGACGCGACGUGGGUAGUUGGUAGCCAAUCGUCUUUGCAGAGAAUUGCCGUAGAUAAGACGUAUAGAGAGCUUUAGAGAUGGUUUGCCACUGCGAAAUAGCCC
Molecule: messenger RNA, 3057 nt
Organism: Cucurbitaria berberidis CBS 394.84
Lineage: Eukaryota; Fungi; Ascomycota; Dothideomycetes; Pleosporales; Cucurbitariaceae
Exons: 2
Coding region: 214-2601 (795 amino acids)
Biological process (GO): rescue of stalled cytosolic ribosome; protein ubiquitination
Molecular function (GO): ribosome binding; ubiquitin protein ligase activity
Source: RefSeq, a predicted model, not a curated record